UUCCCGAGGUGAGCCGUCACGUGACGCAAAUUCGCCCAAUCAGCGUGCGGGCUGCGGGAGUCGCCGCGGUUCCCGCCAAGUACGAGCGCGGCGGUCGCGGCAACCUGGCGCGGGCGGGAGGGCUAGCAGCAGCGGCCGCCGGAGCUGAGCCCUCACCUCCGCCGUCUCAGGGGAGCUCGAGCUGCCUCCCGAGAGAUGCUGGAGGAGCCGGAGUGUGCGGCGCCGGGCGCCAGGGGUUCGGCCCCAGGAAUCUUUGUAGCGUUGUAGCACGCCCCCAGAAACGUGGGGCGGGGAACCGAGGAAACCCUGACCGCCUGGCUGGCCUGUUUGACUCCACGUUGAAACCCCCGCUCCCGGCACAGUGUUUGGCAGCCAUGGAGUGUAAAGACAGACCAAGCUUUCCUGUGAAGAAACUGAUACAAGCCCGUCUGCCCUUCAAGCGUUUGAAUGUUGUCCACAAGGAGAAAGCCACGGAUGAGUCGGACGACAGAAUGGCCCAGGGGACCUCGGUGGCAGAAAACGUCGCCACUCUGAAAGCCUCUUUGGACAUCCUGGAGAAUGACUGUCCCGUGGAUUCUGAGCAGGACUUCACCCCGAAACUCAUCAAUGGGAAGGGUCCCUUAGAUAGCUUCCUCAGCAGUGAGGUCAAAAGUGGCCUCGGCCAGCACAUGGUCACCAUCGAUUUGACGGAGGACUCGAACGAGCAGCCAGAGAGGACUGUGACCCCCGGGCCUCUCAGCACCAGCGCCUCCCUGCCCAGGGAGGCCGUCAAUGGGCUCGGAGAGGAGGCUGCAGAGAAGGGACCCUUGAAGGUCAUUCACAGUGACAAGUUGGGGCUUCCUGAAGAGACCCUUUCAGACAUUCCUUGCCAAACAGAGGAGGAGCUUGGGGGCUCAGGUGGCCCAGACGGGCAGGGCUGCCCCACGCUGCCCAGCUGCGCGAGUGUGUGCCCCCAGGUGGGGCGGGACGCCUGGAGCCACGCCAGCAGCCUCCUGUUUAAAGGCAAGGUGCCUGUGGUGGUCUUGCAGGACAUCCUGGCCGCAAAGCCUCCCUGUGCCGCGUCUCCUCCCGCGACACCUCUGGACAAGAGUGGGACAUCGGAGAGCGAGCUGUUGGAAUCGUGUCCCGAGGAGGACUCUGUCCUUAGCCAUUCGUCAUCCCCGAGCUCGAGCUCUUCUCCUGUCACCUCGCCCGAGGGCCCGAGCACUCCUGAGGAGCCACAGGGGGGCAUCAGGCCCUCCCCUGCCCCCACACCCGUCGGCAGAAUAACCAAGAAGUGUGUCAAAGGUUCUGCCGAGAAGAACAAGCCGAAGCUGCAGAGAGACCGAGAGCAACUGCGGGAAGAGAAGGAGAAGCUGAAGGAGGAGGUGCGGCGCGCCCGCGAGGAGGCGCGGAGGAGGAAGGAGGAGGCGCGCGAGCUGCGGGAGAAGGAGCGGCGGGAGAAGCGGGCCAAGGGCGAGCAGGAGAGGGCCGAGAAGCAGCGGCGCCGGGAGGAGCGGCGCCGGGAGCGGCAGGAGGCCCUGGAGGCUAAGCUGGAGGAGAAGAGGAGGAAGGAGGAGGAGAAGCGGCUGCGCGAGGAGGAGAAGCGCAUUAAGGCGGAGAAGGCCGAGAUCACCCGGUUCUUCCAGAAACCAAAGACCCCGCAGGCCCCCAAGACCCUGGCUGGCUCCUGUGGGAACUUCGCCCCCUUCGAGAUCAAGGAGCACAUGGUGCUGGCGCCCCAGUGCCGGGCCAGCCUGGACCAGGACCUGUGUGCGCGGCUGGACCAGCUCCUGCAGCAGCAGCGCGGCGACUUCUCCUUCCUGGAGGACCUCAGGGGCCGCCGGCCACUCCGGGCCGGGCCCACCGCACUCUGCAGCCGGGCCGCAGUCGCUGGCAACAGGUGGCGGGACCCGUCCAAGCCCCGUGUGGCCCCCAGGAAUGUGGUGAUGAUCGUGGAGAGUGGCAAGGGCGACGUGCCCGACAGGAGCAGGUUCGGCCGCAUGAAGCUGCUGCAGUUCUCCGAGAACCACCGGCCGGCCUACUGGGGGACCUGGAGCAAGAAGACAGCCGUCAUCCGCCCGCGGGACCCCUGGGCCCAGGACAAGCAGCUCCUGGACUAUGAGGUGGACAGCGACGAGGAGUGGGAAGAGGAAGAGCCCGGGGAGUCACUGUCCCACAGCGAAGGGGAUGAUGACGAUGAAGUGGGGGAGGAUGAAGAUGAGGACGAUGGCUUUUUUGUGCCCCAUGGGUACCUGUCCGAUGAUGAAGGUGUGACCGAGGAAUGUGCGGACCCGGAGAAGCACAAGGUGCGCCAGAAGCUCAAGGCCAAGGAGUGGGACGAGUUCCUGGCCAAGGGGAAGCGGGUCCGCAUGCUGCAGCCCCUGUGGAUCGGCUGCGUGUGGGCCGGGGGCGCGCACUGCCCGGCCGCCGACCUCCAGGUGCUGCAGCAGUUCGAGGCCUGCCUGCUGGAGGCGGCCCCCACCGAGGACAAGCCCGCGCCCAAGGCCUCCGGGCGAGAGAAGCGGGACCAGCAGAUCUUGGCCCAGCUGCUGCCCCUGUUGCACGGCAACGUGAACGGGAGCAAGGCGAUCAUCCGCGAGUUCCAGGAGCACUGCCGCCGGGGCCUGCUGAGCAUCGGGGAGGCCGGCAGCCCGCCCAGCCCCAUGGGCCCACACACGCCCCCCGAGGACCCCGCCGCCGUGCCCUCCAAGGCCAGGCUCAAGCGCAUCAUCUCGGAGAACUCGGUGUACGAGAAGCGGCCCGACUUCCGCAUGUGCUGGUACGUCCACCCGCAGGUGCUGCGCUGCUUCAACCAGGAGCACCUGCCCGUGCCCUGCCGCUGGAGCUACAUCACCAAGGUGCCCUCGGCCCCCCGCGAGGACGGCGGGGGCAGCGGUGGCGGCAGUCCUGCCACGCCCCCCGGCCAGGGGCCGCCCGUGUCACUGAAGAGGAAGUCGGCGGGCAGCAUGUGCAUCACACAGUUCAUGAAGAAGCGGAGGCACGAGGGCCAGCUUGGCAUCGGGGACAUGGAUGGCUUCCAGGGGGACACGGAGGAGGAGGAAGAGGAUAGCGACUGCAUAAUUGUGGACAUCCUAGAGGCUCAGGACCCAUGCGGAACCGUGGCUGGAGCCGAAGGUGCCUCGGCCAGCGCGGGGAAGGAGUCAGGCGAGAGGCUGAAGACGCAGGGAGACCAGUUGCUCAGGAGGCAAAAGGCGAUUUAUUAAAGGACUCCAAAGUUUUUAUAGUGUUUCAAAACAAAGAGCAGUACAAGUCACUUCAGGACACUUUCUUGUGCAUGCAGCCAAGGUAAACAUGUUCCUGGGCCCAGGAGAAACUUCUUUAUGUUAUGAAGCUAUUGCCAGGUUCGUAUCAGCGCGAUGCUUUGUCUAGAAGGCUGAGGUCACUGCAGGAUGAGGAACUGGUUGAGGUCCAGCUUCAGUGUGUGGUUUCCCACACCCGUUCGCUGCCAGACCCCUGGUUCCUGCUCCCAACACGAAGGCACCGUGGGGGUGGGCGCCAGCGAGGCACCGCUGCCCGCCGGCCCACUGGGUGCCUGCCUCCUGCACCCCGUGGCCACCUGUAUACAGAGCACUUUGUCUGCUGCAUGGCCUCCCGGGCCCGCAGGAGUUGGUGGAUUUCUGUGGCUGCCUGAUUAGUUCUGGACAUUUGUACAAAUCUCCCUCCCAAAGCUGUGUAUUAACCUGACCUUUAAUAAAGCAUUAUCUCGAGGUGUGACCCGCCUGGGCCCCGGGCACGCAGGCACAGGUCGGACACGUGCAUGUAAAUGAACUGAA
This is a messenger RNA of Cavia porcellus (domestic guinea pig), 3776 nucleotides long. RefSeq names its product chromatin assembly factor 1 subunit A (gene Chaf1a). Gene Ontology annotation, biological process: nucleosome assembly. Gene Ontology annotation, cellular component: nucleus; CAF-1 complex. The coding region runs from base 375 to 3206 and encodes 943 amino acids. The record is from RefSeq and is a predicted model, not a curated record. The transcript is spliced from 16 exons. Lineage: Eukaryota; Metazoa; Chordata; Mammalia; Rodentia; Caviidae.